Molecule: messenger RNA, 989 nt
Organism: Dissoconium aciculare CBS 342.82
Lineage: Eukaryota; Fungi; Ascomycota; Dothideomycetes; Mycosphaerellales; Dissoconiaceae
Exons: 1
Coding region: 190-717 (175 amino acids)
Source: RefSeq, a predicted model, not a curated record
CACCGUUGGGCGCGCGCGAGAGAGGGAGAGGGAGGCUCCUGCUGGAUAGAGGUGAGGAGGAACAGCGGGAGGAUCGGUCAGAUACUGGGAGGAGCAGGAAGACGAGUGCUCGGGAGAGAUUGGGUUGAGAGUCAGGACAGCGCGCGCGAGUGUGUGUAUGUGUAUGUGUGUGUAAAGUGAACACAGCACAUGGGUAACGUGAGACCUUUCUCGAUGGGAAUUCGUGGGCGUGCACGUGAUCGAUUCCCUCCGUCCCUCUCUCCCUCAGUCCGGCAGUGGAAAGUUCCGUCGGGCAAUGAUCAACGCCCUGGGCGAGAGAGAGAGCGAGACUCACGACAGCAAUUACGCACGCACACACGCCCACACACACGCCCACACACAUAUACGGCGCACGCGAUAAAUCAUCAAUUCCCACAGCGAAGGGCUCACUCCUUCCUGGCAGGCAGGGCUGGAUUAAACUUUCUCCGUCGGGCAUCUGUUAUUAUUAUUAUUACUACUAUUGUUAUUAUGCUACAGUACUCUCUGUAUGAAUCAUGCUGUUGUUACUCCGAUCACACCUUAUAUUCCUACAAUAAUAAUGAUUGUAAUAAAGUAACAAGUAACCACAACACCGAAAAGUCGAGACGAGACGGGAACGAGCCUUCCUUUCUCUCCCCCCUCCACCGGGGCACCCGGCGAGCCUGGAUCGUCAUGUCUCGCUGCACUGGUCUCCGAUGACGAUCACGGUUCCGUGUCAUGGUUACUGUGCAGGCAGGCAGGGCGUGUGUGUUGUGUCCGGGGUAUACACAUCCACAUGCACGUCAUGGGGUGCAAACGUGAUGGAAGGGGAUCUAGCAGGGAUCUAGCGAGGAUCAUCAAAAGGGCGGGUUUCCGACGGAUGUUCGUGCGGAAGGUUGUCGCGUUGGGAUUUACGUAUUGGCUAGUUUCUCGAGUAGUUGAGAGAGAGAGACAGAGAGAGAGAACCCCUUUUUGGGAGAUUGUAGAAUAGG